Molecule: messenger RNA, 2777 nt
Organism: Lineus longissimus
Lineage: Eukaryota; Metazoa; Nemertea; Pilidiophora; Heteronemertea; Lineidae
Product: probable splicing factor, arginine/serine-rich 6
Exons: 7
Coding region: 47-793 (248 amino acids)
Molecular function (GO): RNA binding
Source: RefSeq, a predicted model, not a curated record
AACCCCCUAGCUUUGUAUUUCGAAAUUAUGGUGUACUCGCGAGAAAAUGGCUGUGCUCGAUAAAACUUACAACGGUUACAGGGUAUUUUGCGGUGAUUUAGGCAAUAACGUUGGAAAAUUCGAGUUAGAAAAUGAAUUUGAGCGUUACGGACCACUUUCUGAUGUGUGGGUUGCGAGGAAUCCACCAGGAUUUGCAUUCCUUGUGUUUCGGAAGUGUGACGAUGCGGAGCGAGCAGUCAAACAGUUGGAUGGACGCAUUGUUUGCGGCAGGCGAGUGAGGGUGCAGCAUGCUCGACCAUACGAACCACGGAGAAAGGCUGGGCCUGGAGGAAGAAGGAGAACUUCAAAUAACCAUGAUUAUGGAAGGGAUCGGUCACGUGGAGGAGCUGGGGGAAGUCGAAGGCGUAGGAGAACAAGAAGCAGGUCUCACUCUUACGAAAGAAGCCGCAAGAGGAGGAAUUCUGGCUCAAGGUCCAGGUCACGAGACCGUACUCGCAAGUCGCGGGACAAGUCGUCUAAGCACCGGUCAAGCAGAAGAUCAAGGAGCCACUCCAAGGAUCAUAAACAUCAUUCAAGAUCACGGUCUCAUUCCAAGUUUCGUGAGAGUCAUUCAAAGUCAAGAUCAAAAUCACGUUCUAAGGAUCGCAAUCAUCGUUCACGAUCAAAGUCACAAGCUAAGGAGCGCAAUGGCAGAGAUCACAAAUCUCAUCUGAAGAAGAAGAAAAAGUCACGAUGCAGAUCUUGCUCAAAAUCAGAGCAGAAAGCCCUAUCUCGUUCACGAUCCCAUUCAUAAUGAUGAUAGAUGCAAAGUGGGUCAACUGGAGUAUAAGUGGAAAUAAAGUCAGUUUGUACCAACCUUUCCGAAGAUACCAGCUUGACAUUUGAUUCAACACUGCUGUAUAAUCUUAAACUCACGAUGUCGUUAUGAUGCCAUCAGUGGCGAUUAAUGACCCCCAGACUACACCAUGAAGCUUUCUGCAGUUCCGAUCAGAGAACUGCGAGACUGUCUGGAUGGCAAGAUAUCAAACCUUGAUAGGAUAUGUAAUUCCCACAGUAAUGCACAGAAAUCUCGAGCAGACACUACAAUGAUUUAAUCUUUGCCAGUCUCAUUCAUAUCACCAACAUCAUCACAAUUUCAGCUUUGAAUAUUUAUUUAUUUACAUAUAUUAAUGUUAUAAUGUGUACUGGUCAUUAAGAAAAGAUUUCUUCAUUGAAUUUUUAUCAUUUGAUAAUGUGAAGGCACCCUUAUCCAGAUAAAGCUUACGCUUGCAAUAUCCUGUUCCAACUUACUUUUUUUGACAAAUAUUAUGUAAAUGUUUCUUAGUGUAUUUCUAAGGGGAAAUGUAUCUGUGUGUACUUACGAGAUGUUAAUAGUCCCCAUACCUUUAUAGUUAUUCUUUCUAAUUUAUUCAGUCCAAGAACAUUUAUGCCAUUUAGAGAUAAUGAUCAUACUAUUUUUAUCUAUUCAGUCAAAGAACAUUUAUGCCAUUUCGUGACAAUGAUCAUACUAUUUUUGUUUUUGUUUUUUUGUUAUAAUGUAAACAUAUUGUUUGUAAAUGUACAUUGUACAUUGUAAAUGUACAUGGUACAUGUUGUGUAUUUUAUUGUUACCGGUAAUGUGCAAUCCACCAGAAGGAGGUGAACUGUACCCCAGGCUGAAUUGUCCUUAAAAUCAGAGUAAAAUCUACAAGUACCAGUAAGGGGUGUACUAUACCGUGGGCAAAGCUGUUUUUAAAUUUUAACUGAAAUCUACUAGUACGUGGCCAGGGGCUGGUUGCACGAUAAAGGUUUGUUCCUAACAUUCUCACCUUAUGCCUCUUGCCAAAGAUAUUGCUCCAUUUGGCUAAUAUGGUAAUAAACAAGAGUGACAGGCUUAGCAAUGAAGUUGUAUUCGUUUAAAAUCACGUAGUUGAGUCUUCAUGUAUCUUAAAAGUUAGACUUUGAGUUGGUGGUCUUGCUAGCUGAUGAACUAAAGCAUAAAAAUCAUUUCUGAUUUAAGAGUAAUAGUUUGUUUGACUUUAAUCUAUAUCUUUUUAUAUAUUUUUAGCUCAGCUGACGAAGUCAGCGGAGCUAUACUUACUAGUCAAAUAGUUGUUCGAGUGGUGUCUCUCCUUCCAUCCAUUCAUCUGUGGACACAUUGGGCAUUUUGUAACCGUAAGGCACCUAUUCCAUAGAGGUAUACGGUAUACUACACUAUACGCGAACAAUGGCUUCACAAAGGGUGCAUGACCAUGAAACUAUUGUUCGCGUAUAGUGUAGUAUAGGGUAUAGCUCUAUGGAAUAGGUGCCUAAGACCUAGGCACUUCAAAUCUGGCCAUCAUAAAGAACAGCCCAUGAUAUGCUGCUGCUGACAGAAAAUUCAGCGCGAUUCGGCUAAAAUUUAGCUCGAGGAUUAAUGUGACGAAACUGUAAGGGCAUUUUCUGUCACUGAAUCGGAAUGCCUGACGUUUUCCACUCUGGCAUUCCUUCACUUCAUUUCUCCUGUGGUUUAAUGGUAUACAUAGUUGACCUACAUGUGAAUAUAACAAACAAAACAAAUAAGUGCAAAAAUCUUUUCGAGGAGACUUUAAUGUAUACAUGAUGCGGAUAUCUCAAUAACCUGUUAAUAAAUUCGAUGUUGAUAGUGACCUACCAGGUACUUUCUAUGUUGUUUACAUUGACUUCAGCUGAGUUCCAGGCACUUGGACCUCUUGUUGUUCAUAUUCUAUUUACAUUUAGGCAAAUAACAGUGUCGUGUCUUUUUUAAUGAAAUUAAAGCACAUAAGAUGGAAAGCAUG